AUGCAAUUUCAAGAGAGAUGGGGCUACAGAUACCAGCAGUGCCUAAUCUUAUUCCUAUCACUCACGAUAGCUUAUAGCUUGCGAGCAUGUAUGGGUGUAUCUUUAGUAGCCAUGAUACAACAUGACAUACAAGCCAAUGCAAAUCAUACAAAUGAAACAAUAGCAAAUAACACAGAGAACUCCAGAGAGCAAUAUGUAGAUUUGUAUGUUGAUGAAGAGGAUUAUAAUGCAAGAGGAUUUUUGAACAUAUUAAUGCUUACACCACCUUACCCAAAGUUGAAGUGGACUAAAACAAUACAAGAUACAGUACUGACGUCUUUCUUUUGGGGUUAUAUGAUACUGCAAAUUCCUGCUGGACAGAUUGCUCACCGCUUCGGUUCCACCUACUUGCUGUUCAGUGCACUCGCUAUCAAUUGCCUUGUGUCGUUGUUUUUUCCACUGGCAGCGUUUUAUGGAAGUUGGAAGUUAUCAAUAGCUUGUCGUAUAAUCCAAGGCUUAAGUCAAGCCUUCAUUGUUCCUUCAGUGCACACAACUUUAGGGAAAUGGGCACCUUUAGCCGAGCGAGGCAGGAUGACAGCAACAGUCUACGGUGCGCAAGCACUAGGAACCGUCCUUGGACUGCCUAUUACCGGUUUCAUUGCAUCAUCAAGUAUGGGAUGGCCUGGUAUAUUCCGUUUCUACGGAUUACUCUCGGGUAUUAUAGCUGGUGUGGUAUUGUGGUUUGGCGCUGACAGUCCAGCCAAGCAUCCUAAUAUAUCAGAGGCUGAAAGGUUUUAUAUAGAAGCCGAUUUGGGACAAAAGGGACACAACUCAAAU
This is a messenger RNA of Achroia grisella, 816 nucleotides long. Its product is annotated as putative inorganic phosphate cotransporter. The annotation marks the transcript as partial. Gene Ontology annotation, biological process: monoatomic anion transport; transmembrane transport. The record is from RefSeq and is a predicted model, not a curated record. Gene Ontology annotation, cellular component: plasma membrane. The transcript is spliced from 5 exons. Gene Ontology annotation, molecular function: transmembrane transporter activity. Lineage: Eukaryota; Metazoa; Arthropoda; Insecta; Lepidoptera; Pyralidae.